AUGUCCUCCCCAGAGGACCGUGAAUUUCUCUACACAACUCGGUGGAAGCAUCAUACUUUCCCCCUCUCCGAAAAACGCUUCGAUGAAAUGUCACCCACAUAUGACCAUGAGCUCUCUCAACUCCGGCUCAGGAUGGACUGGCUAAGGACUUGGCUAGACGAGGCGCAAGAGAACCUAAGUGUAUUCGAAACCUUCGGUCAUGGCAUAUUCAAUAUCUCACAAAGCGCGGCAAGGAGGUUUAUCCUUCGAGCUUCUUGGGAGGUUGAGGUUAUCUUCAAGCCUAUGCUUCGCGGGAUCCAAUCCAUCUCCGACAAGUUCCCAAAGAUCGCUACCGAGCUUCAGAACCAAGGUUUGGAGCUGUUUCACCAGACGAAUAAGGCCCUAGACACAAGGUUGAGACCACAAAGGGAUGUUGCUCAAGUUCGCAACACUUUCGCGCCAAACACGACAGAAAUUCCUACGCAGACUCAACUGGAACUGCUCUUGGAGCUAUGCGUCCAUGAAGCCCAGAAAGACCUAUUGGAAGGUGAUACAAACCUCGCCCAUGAAAGACUCUGGGAGCUCAUUCAACAAAGUCUUCAACAAAAAUUUCCCCGUCGUUGGCAAUUGGACGAAUCUCCGGAGUAUUCAUACGAGCCGAAUAUGCUGCUUAUUUGCUUGGGAUGCGGCAUUACCGGCGCUACCAUGCCAUUCGGAGCAAACCGGAAGGAGAUUAAAAGUCUCGAGUCCAUGUGGAAAGCCCGUCGACCAGGGAAUCAUGAACUUGCAGAAGGGGCCUGGAGGGCAUUCAAGAAAUGCCACAUAUUGGCGAUAUGUACAGCGGAGAAGAGAGAACUCACUGAUGCAGAAGUGGAGAGUCUUCCAGCCAUACCGAGGUACAUGAGGGGCCACUAUGGGCAGGCCAUUAGAAACUACUGGUCCAGUCAAGAAGCCUGUCCAACGUGUAAGGUUAUUUGGGGUUACACGGAACUUCACAUCCGUCAGUAUCGUACACCCCAUAACCCCAAUAUAUGUGCGGAACCUAUAGCGGCAAUGCGUUGUCAUGCUCUGGACCCAGAUGGAGAUGUGGUCAGCGGUAAUGAGGCUUUUCUGCAGAGGGUCAAGGAUGCCGUUAAGAACCGAGGAUCAAGCAACGCCAAAUCAGCAUCAUCGGCUUAG
Molecule: messenger RNA, 1158 nt
Organism: Trematosphaeria pertusa
Lineage: Eukaryota; Fungi; Ascomycota; Dothideomycetes; Pleosporales; Trematosphaeriaceae
Exons: 3
Coding region: 1-1158 (385 amino acids)
Source: RefSeq, a predicted model, not a curated record